UCCUUCGUGGUGGUGCUGGUGGGCUACCACCUGGAGUGGUUCCUCCGCGGGGACCCCCCGCCCGCGGCCGAGGAGGAGAAGAGCAUCUCGGAGCAGCGGGAGGACCGCAAGCUGCAGGAGAUCGCGGGCAAGGACCUGACCAAGGUGGUGAGCCUGAAGGACAAGCUGGAGUUCGCCCCUCGGGCCGUGCUGAACAGGAACCGCCCGGAAAAGAGUUAAUGAAGUUGUUUGGGCAAACGCGGUGCCCUGGAGCGACUGUUCCCGGGGCUGGGGCCGGCUGCCCGAGGGCUGUGUCCCGCAGCACCACGCCGGGGGCUCCCUGGCACCCUGUCACCUGCACAUCUUCCACCAGCCUGCCUCCUGCGCCGGGCCGUACCUGGGCAAUACGCUGUGCCCACUGCUGCUCUUCACCCUCCCGGGGCCCUCCGGAGGGUCAGGGUUUACCCAACCCGUGGAUGUACUCAAGACACAGCGCCCAGACCUCCCCUGUGGCAGAGCGGGCAGGGAGCCAUGCUUUGGAGGUGGAACGUGUCUGAAACUCAUCAGCUCUCGGUCUGUCCCGGCCCCUGAACCACGAAACCCUCUUGGCCUGGUUCCACCCGCGUCUCUUUAGGUCUGGUUUCUUCCAUGGCGCGAAGAUAGAAGAAACUUGCACCUGAGUGACCUGGGGUUGGGGUCAGGCUAAGCACCUGCGGCAGGAGGACCUGCCGUCCUGCUUACAGCUCUCCCGUGGCUCUUUGCGAACCCCGACCACAGCACCACACUACCACGGUACACCCACGGGAGCCUGAGCAGUGGUGGCGAUCUUUGGGGAACCCCUCUCUGCAUCAUCCCCAGGCUUCGCAGCAAGGAAGGGGGACAGGGGGAGGUGGAAGUCCUGGCCCUGCUUCCGUCCUGGAGCUCCAAGCAUGGCAGUGGCUUUGGGCUGGCGUGUAGAGAACGGGGAGAUCUCUGCCCUGUACGGGAACAGCCAGAAUAAACUUCUGUCAGUCCUUGG
Molecule: messenger RNA, 997 nt
Organism: Pygoscelis adeliae (Adelie penguin)
Lineage: Eukaryota; Metazoa; Chordata; Aves; Sphenisciformes; Spheniscidae
Gene: SMIM12
Product: small integral membrane protein 12
Exons: 1
Source: RefSeq, a predicted model, not a curated record